AUGCGCGAGUGGCAUAGUCCGAAUAAUUUACAGGCCAGAAGUUACAUCCAAAAAGACGUGGAAAAUCAUACAUUGUGGCAGCUUGCUGCAUUUAGCUGGUCUCCGCUUGGUUACCAGGCCUUGCUGAAUAACGGUCUUGAAAAAGAGGCUGGAGACUACAAGCGUUUCCUUCUGCAGGUCAAGCCAAAUGCAAUUAGAGAGGAUAUGUUUGUUGGAAGCCUUAAUCUCAUUUCAUCAAUGAAGACCAGGGCUUCUCUUGUCCCACCUUUCUCGGUCUGUCGGGAAGGAGAAUUACAAUUUACUCAUUAA
Molecule: messenger RNA, 309 nt
Organism: Protopolystoma xenopodis
Lineage: Eukaryota; Metazoa; Platyhelminthes; Monogenea; Polystomatidea; Polystomatidae
Source: the annotation of a GenBank genome assembly